GUAAGUGCAGUCGGAGCAUCGUCGAUACUGUCAUGGCGAUGCGGCUGGAUGGGAGCUUUGGGGAACCGUCCUACAUCAGCGUGGGUGACCCGUACAAGAGUGCCCGGGAAGCCAAGGUCCACCACAUUGCCAACACCAAGCAGUUUCUCACCACGGGGCCUAAGCGUGGCCAGACGGGGUCCAACUGGGGCCCCGGCGCGCGCAAGUUUGUGGGGCUGUCGGGGUCCUACCAAGAAGCGUACAAGCAAGAGUCGCAGUAUCGCCUCGAAAACACCAAGAAGAAUGUCAAGCCCAACGGGUUUGUGUACUCGUCGUACACGAAAAAGAGCUGCGGCAAGGGCGACUACUUUGGCACGUUUCACGACCCGAAAGAGGACGACACCGCCCCCAAGCCACCCCCGUCCGCCCCUGAAACAACGAGGAUAAACCCCAAGGAUCGGCAGUUUGAAAAACGCAACGUGCUGACGUCGCCGUCGAAGAAGGGGACGUUGGGGUACACGGGAACCCUCAUCGGGGGCAAGCCCAUCCCCGCCAUGCCUGCAGAGUACGACUCGAUUCAUAACGCCGCCAGGAACGACAUGCAGUAUCACAAGGCCAAGCUGGGGGACCGCAAAGCGUUCAAGUCCAUUUCGCACGCACUCGACUACUUUGACACGAACGACCACGUGGCAGCGUCGCGGGUGUUUGAAUGGGACGAAGGGUGCAAGAAGAAGCCCCCCGAGAGGGAGGAGACGAUGAACCCCAAGGAGCGCGCGGUGGCCCAUGCCGCGACCUACAAAUCGUGGAAACCGACCCAUGCCGGCAAGGAGGGCGAGCCAGGGACGUUUGUGAAGUUUCCCGAGCGUGUGCCCGAUCCGUACGACGAGCGGAUGGUCACCCGCGCGAUGCUGCCCAACCGCCGCAACCCCGUGGAGCUGGCGACGCAGGGCCUGUCCGAGAGCAUCCGUGAGCGCAAGGCUUUCAAGCCGUCCAGCUUUCCCAAGCAGAAGUUCACCAAAGGCACGUGCCUCUUGGGCAUCAAUAAACACAAACUGUAGCCAACGAAUGUACUACUACUAUGAUAGUACUAGUAAUACUACGUAAGCCUCUAGUAAUGUGCAACCCCCCC
Molecule: messenger RNA, 1108 nt
Organism: Aphanomyces astaci
Lineage: Eukaryota; Oomycota; Saprolegniomycetes; Saprolegniales; Verrucalvaceae
Exons: 6
Coding region: 33-1037 (334 amino acids)
Source: RefSeq, a predicted model, not a curated record